CAGCGCCAAAAAGAAGAACGGUUGGCCGAGAAUGAGAGAGUUCGUGAUCGUCGUCUCCUCUUCUUCUUCCUCCAUUUCCACUCCUCCAAACCCUUCUCACCACCACCACCACCACCGCCAUUUCCGAUCCUCCUCCAAGUUCUCUCCCUCCAACCUCCCCUCUCGCUCCUCCGCCGUCCGCUCCGACCUCCGCCACUUCGCGGACUUCGCCGGCGACGCCAAGCUCCGCGACCUCUCUGUCGUUGUCGAGAGCCUCGCCGUCUCCGGCGUCGACGCCUCGCGGCUCAGGUCCGCUCUCCGAGCGGAGCUCGCCUCCGCUGAGAAGGGGAUUUCCGCGGUCCUCCGUGACGGAAAGGUUCGGAGCUUCGCCAGGCUGUUGGGGAAAUUGGACGAGCUAGGAUUUCCUCCGGUGGAGAUAUUUGAUGGCUGGGCUUUGGAGUUGAUACGCAGGGAAUGUCGCCGCAUUUUGAGGUGUGAGCAAGUGGAGGAACUAGUUGAACUCUUUGAGGUACUUUCAGGUUAUGGUUUCUCAAUCAAAGAAUUAGUGAAGCCUUCUGAUGUUAUCAAGAUCUGUGUUGAAAAGAGAAAUCCGAAAAUGGCCAUAAGGUAUGCUUGUACUCUACCCCAUGCGCAUAUUAUAUUUUGUGACGCAGUAUAUGAGUUUGGAAAGAAAGGGGACUUGGUGUCUGCUCUGAUAGCACAUGAAGCAUCCAAGAAAAACUCUACCAGUACUAAUAUGUAUCUUUAUCGCACAAUAAUUGACGUUUGUGGUCGUUGUCAUGACUACCAGAAAUCUAGAUACAUUUAUGAGGAUUUGCUCAAUGAGAAAGUCACCCCAAAUGUUUACGUAUUUAACAGCCUCAUGAACGUGAAUGCCCAUGACUUUAGCUACACAUUAAACGUUUACAAGGAUAUGCAGAACCUUGGUGUCCAAGCAGAUAUGGCAUCUUACAAUAUUCUUCUGAAGGCAUGCUGUCUUGCUGGAAGAGUUGAUUUGGCUCAAGAUAUCUAUAAGGAAGUACAACACCUAGAAUCAACAGGAUUGUUGAAGUUGGACGUUUUCACAUACAGCACUAUUGUGAAGGUUCUCGCGGAUGCAAAAUUGUGGCAAAUGGCUCUAAAAGUCAAAGAAGACAUGCUAUCAGCUGGUGUAAAUCCCAAUACAGUUACAUGGUCGUCAUUGAUCAGUGCCUGUGCAAAUGCAGGUAUUGUGGAUAAGGCAGUCCAAUUAUUUGAAGAGAUGCUUCUGGCUGGCUGCAAACCUAACACGCAGUGUUGUAAUAUCCUUCUACAUGCAUGCGUUGAGGCUUGCCAGUAUGACAGGGCUUUCCGUCUUUUCGAGUUUUUGAAAAGAAAUAGAGUCCAGGAGACUUCUGAAGAAGAUGGCAGAGGAGACAGGGAUAGCAAUCAAAGUGCAGGAGUUACUAGUAUCUCUCAAUCAUCUACUUUAUGUGGUUUAAACUUUGCCAGAGAGCUUCCUUUUACACCCACAACUACGACAUACAAUAUCUUAAUGAAGGCCUGUGGUUCCGAUUACUACCAUGCAAAAGCUUUGAUAGAGGAGAUGGAAGCAGUAGGCCUUUCUCCUAAUCAAAUAACGUGGUCUAUAUUGAUUGAUAUUUGUGGAGACUUGGGCAAUGUAGAAGGUGCGCUACAGAUUUUAAAAACUAUGCGUGCAACUGGAAUUGAACCUGAUGUGGUCGCAUAUACUACAGUUAUAAAGGUUUGCGUGGAAAGUAAAGAUUUGAAGCAAGCAUUUGAAUUAUUUGCUGAAAUGAAAAGAUAUCAGAUACAACCAAACCUGGUGACAUAUAAUACGCUUCUAAGGGCACGCAACAGAUAUGGUUCUCUACAAGAAGUAAAGCAGUGCCUGGCAGUAUAUCAGGAUAUGCGAAGAGCAGGGUAUAACUCCAAUGAUUAUUAUCUCAAGCAACUUAUAGAGGAGUGGUGUGAAGGAGUAAUACAAGGCAACAAUCAGAACCGGGAAGAGUCCAGUUCCUUUAACAAGACAGACAAAAAGAGACCUCAAAGUUUACUGCUUGAGAAAGUUGCUGAACACUUGGAAAAGCAUAUUGCUGAAACCCUAACUGUUGACGUUCAAGGGCUUAAAAAGGUCGAAGCUCGGAUUGUCGUUCUUGCUGUCCUCCGAAUGGUCAAAGAGAACUAUACUAUGGGAUAUUUGGUGAAAGACGACAUGCUUAUCAUCAUCGGAGCUUGUAAGGUUGACGCAGUUCCAGAUGAACAAGAACUAGAGGUGAAAGAUGCAAUAACUAAACUUCUGAAGGAUGAAUUGGGGCUAGAGGUUCUCUCAACAGGACUAAAAAUCGAACCUAAUAGACAAGUGGACUCGGAUAGCUUAGGAUCAAGUGAUUUUUCUGGGGAGAUGAAAUAUUCCACGAGAAGACCUGUGGUUAUACAGAGGUUAAAGGUCACAAAGGAAUCAUUGCAACAUUGGUUGCAGAGAAAAAUUUCCCUUUUAAGGAAUCAUUACACCACUUGAAAAUUUUGUAAAAGAUGCAUGUGC
Molecule: messenger RNA, 2524 nt
Organism: Morus notabilis
Lineage: Eukaryota; Viridiplantae; Streptophyta; Magnoliopsida; Rosales; Moraceae
Product: pentatricopeptide repeat-containing protein At5g02830, chloroplastic
Exons: 12
Coding region: 32-2500 (822 amino acids)
Molecular function (GO): protein binding
Source: RefSeq, a predicted model, not a curated record